UUUCCCUCCACAAGUUACAAACCAGUGAGUCAUCGCAACUUGGAGCAGGAGAUUCUCCGGAAGCCAGCGACUUCUGGCCACACUUCUACUACGAUUUUCUUCCCGAGAACUAAAUAUUAUAACUGGCAAGCACAGUUUUUCUUUGUGGUCAGCGAUGUACAACAGAAAUCCCUCGGACAGUACCUCAGAGGACUCACAAUCUCAGGCCGGGAUAGCCAGCGAGUCUAAAUACGUCGCCGAUAUCUUGUCGUCCAUGGCAAACGGGGAGCCAGCGGCUCCUACGUACACCUUACCGGCGUACGCCAGUGGAGUGACCACAGGAACCACGCCCACACUCACACCUACCACGCUGGCUAACAUCGAACAGACGUUCAUCGAGCUCCAGUCCGUGCCCGUGAACUCCGGGGGACAUGACCCUCUCACCCAGAGCGGCUUCGUCCCGCCCAUCGUGGAUCCGAUCUCGGGCUCGGACCAGACCCCAGGUGGCACACCGGACCACUAUGACUACAGUGAUAGUGACCAAGAGUGGAUGGGUCCAGCCACUAAGACCUCUCGACAGGGCUCAGGCAAGGCUGUUGUUACCGGUACCUCUUAUCCCUCAGCCAGGGGAAGGAAAUCCCGGCGUCUGGAUGAUGAUCUCGAGUUCUCCUCAAACGCUUCUCCCGAAGAAAUCGAGAGGAGGAGAGUUCGGCGAGAGAGGAACAAAGUGGCUGCCGCCAAAUGCCGCCAGAGGAGAGUAGAUCAUACAAACCGAUUGAUAACGGAGACGGACAAACUUGAAGACGAAAGAUCUUCAUUGGAAUCUGAGAUACAAACUCUUCAGAAGCAAAAGGAUCAGCUAGAGUUCAUUCUCCAGGCUCACAAGCCGUUAUGUAAGGCCGAUGGUAUCAUGGAAAAAUCCCGAAUAAAGCCAGAGUUCCAUUCUGCUUGUGGGGCGGAAACUGACCAUAGCAGCAACGGUGCAGCCGCAUUUCCAAACGGCAUCACCACCAUCAAACAGGAAUUACCUGAUUACGUGGAUGAGUACGGUAGUCAGUGUGGGAUGAAGCCUGACCAUCACUCUCUCCACCCCUGUUCCCGACCCAGCACUCUGCCUCUCCAGGCCAAACCAGCGCCAGCCAGAUCUCUAGCCCAGGUCACACUGUCAUCUGCUACAGGAAUCUCCAUCACCACGCCAUCUAGCGGAUUCUUUAGCUUUGAUGGGUUUGACGGGCACAGUGGUUUGACGCCUAUCGGGGGUCCAUCUUGCGCUAGUCAGAUCCAUAGGAACUCGGCAGACAAUAGCCCUGACGGCGUCACUUCACCAACUCUCAUCUCAUUGUGAUACUGAUGCUGCUGCGGAGGAGGCAUUUUAUAUUUCAAACUUUUGAGACAAUUUAAAAAAAACAUUGUUCAUCUGAACAUGGCUGUUUUGUAAUUUUGUUCAUGUGACGAUGGAAAAACUGCUGAAUCAUGCAGUAUCCCCAGCAGUAUCUGGUUAUGGUCAUGCAGCAAAGAAAAAAAGACUAAGUGGACUUUUUAUUGUCUGAUAAUGCCAGUAGCCGAUGCAGAGCCAUUAGAAAGCAUCGCGGUGUUUAAAAUGUUAGAUUUUGUUUCUCAGUAUUUUGUGAAGACAGUCGGGCUUUGUUGCUCUUUGGUUAUGGAUCUAGAAAGUCCCGUGCCGGUCACGUGGUCGAGAUUCAGAAGUUAUGAAUAUGUUUCAAUAGUUUAUAUAUUUUAUAUUUGGGCAUAUGUGCUGUACAAAUGCUUUUUUGUUUGUUAACUUCUACAAAUAUAAUUUUCUGCUCCACUUUUCUGUUAUUAAAGUUUCGAUAUUUGUUAAAAGUUAGUGGUCAAAGGUAAUUAUUUUGUGUCGUUUUUUUAGUGCUGAAUUUGGAAAAGCUUGUUUUGCUCAAAAGCAAUUGUUUACUCUUGUAUUUAUAAUUUCGAGGCGUGUUCUAAGCGGAUUUGAGCAAGUCUAUGGCCCUGUAGGUUCAAAUUUAGCCGUCAAAUCUUGUCUUCUCUCGUCUUUAUGAUGGAAUGUGGGAUAUGGCGUAGUUUCAGCACGAUUGUUUCGACCAGCACCGUGUUAGUGACGGUCUUCCAUACCGAGGAAACCUCCCGCGCUCACGUUUUGUACAUUUGGCAGAGAAGGCUCGGUUUUAUGAGAAUAAUUGCACUAGCAAACAAUGGAGUGUGUUGGGAAUGCCAGUAAGCUCUGGUGGUUCCAAACACAGCGAUGUGAAGCCUGCCGAUACAGCUUGUUCCCAUGUGACGAGAAUCCUCUCUCUUUCUAAGCCCGGAUUCGGCCUCUAAAGCCACUAGCAGAGAUACUGUUUGAUUUCAACCGGUUAAUAACGCCGCGGAGUUUUCCAAGUUCUGAUAAGCCUUAAGACCGAGAUCUUAUUGAGAUAUUUACAUAGUGUGUCUACUAUGCAAAGAACCAAGUCAGCUAUAUGCUAUCCUCAGUGUUAAAUAUCCAUCAACUUAUGCAUAUGAUCUUUACCAUUUUUUUGUACCAAGGCUGUUUGAAUGUAAUUUUGAUGAUACUAUUUCUGGGUAUUUUUGACGAGUUGGUUGCCUGAACGUGCCAUAACCGCUCGUAUAUACGUGCGUUGAGCCGGUGACGUCUAUCUAUGUAUACAUUCACUAUGUCUCCAACGGUACACCGAAGACGGCAGUUUUUUUAAACUUUACAUUUUGGAUCUACAUAUUACAGAUGCCAGGUGCUACGAAAUAUUUAUAUUGUAUUUAUAUAUAAGUCUUCCCUUUACGUCGUACGUACUACAUUUGGCUGGAAUGGUAUGUCUUAUGAGAUUGUCAUGCUCGCUGAAACAGUUUGUUUUUAUAUACAUGUAAUUGUGGGCUUAUAGACAGUAGACUAAGGUACUUUCGUGUGCUAACUGGCUGUAUAUAUGAUGGCGACAAACUGUUAUUGCUGCGUCGUGCUAUUAAAGGCUGCAUGUCAAUCUGCGUUCCUGUUCAUGCAAAUCUGUGUUCUGCAAAAUGCAUUCUAAAUAUUGAUCAUUAAGAUCAUUAAGUGUAUAUUUCGCUAUCAAAAUCCAUUUCACGUUUGUCACGUCAUUUCCAUAGUCGUACACAUUUCGUGUGUAUAUGCAUGGUAAUAUAUAAGUAAUAAAACAUUUGAAACUUA
This is a messenger RNA of Liolophura sinensis, 3133 nucleotides long. RefSeq names its product protein FosB-like. The coding region runs from base 155 to 1324 and encodes 389 amino acids. NCBI's taxonomy places the organism in Eukaryota, Metazoa, Mollusca, Polyplacophora, Chitonida, Chitonidae. The transcript has 4 exons. Gene Ontology annotation, molecular function: RNA polymerase II cis-regulatory region sequence-specific DNA binding; DNA-binding transcription factor activity, RNA polymerase II-specific. Gene Ontology annotation, biological process: regulation of transcription by RNA polymerase II. Gene Ontology annotation, cellular component: nucleus. The record is from RefSeq and is a predicted model, not a curated record.